CCCUUCCCCCGCCCCUCCCCCUUGACGCUAUUUCGGCGUUAAUCCGCGGAUGUGAGUGCGGCGUCAUGGCGGACAUCAAAACGGGAAUAUUCGCUAAAAAUGUGCAGAAGAGGCUGAACAGGGCGCAGGAGAAGGUGCUGCAGAAGCUGGGAAAAGCCGACGAAACCAAAGAUGAACAGUUUGAACAAGUUGUCAUCAACUUCAGGAGGCAAGAGUCUGAAGGUUCGCGCCUGCAGAGGGAGAUGAAGGCCUACAUGGCUGCUAUUAAAGGAAUGCAACAGGCCUCUAUCAACCUGACGCAGUCCCUACACGAGGUCUACGAACCCGACUGGCACGGAAAAGAUGACGUCUUGACUAUCGGCAAGGACUGUGAUGCACUGUGGGAAAAUUUCCACAACAAGCUGGUGGACUCGACACUGCUGAAUCUGGACGGAUACUUGCUCCAGUUUCCUGACCUGAAGACUCGUGUGGCCAAAAGAAGCCGAAAACUCAUCGACUACGACAGCGCACGUCAUCAUGUAGAAACGCUGCAGAUGUCCGGCAUGAAAAAUGACCGCAAAAUGCUGAAGGCCGACGAGGAGCUGAGAAAGGCCCAGAGAGUGUUCGACGAGCUCAACGUUGGUUUGCAAGAUGAACUUCCGACUCUCUGGGACAGCCGAGUUGGGUUCUACAUCAGCACCUUCAAGAGCGUGACCAGUCUGGAAGCCAAAUUUCACCGGGAGAUUUCGCUGGUGUGUAAGCAGCUAUAUGAAGUGAUGAUGCAACUUAGCGAACAACACGCUGACAAAAUGUUCACCAUCCAAGGAGCACCGAGCGAUUCGGGACCGCUGCGUCUUGCUCGGACGCCGUCGCCACCAGAAGACGAAAGCCCGCCCGAGAGUCCGGAAGCCACAGCCUCCAAUCACACGCUGCGCCCGGUCUCUCCCGGACCUCCACGCCCCAAAUCUCCCAUGCAGAUGAAAAAGGGCCCUCCAGUGCCUCCGCCCCCCAAAGUCACCCCUUCCAAGGAGGUGGUGGAGGAGCAAAUCAUAGACCUGUUUGGAGGAGAGUUUUUACCAGCGCCGUCGCCAUCCCAGCCCAAUGAGAGGCCAGGAGAAUCUCUCCUCGAUCUCGAUUUUGACGCCUUCCAACCAGAUGAAAGUGUGUCGCCAGUACCGCAGACUGCUGUGCCUUGGGAUACGUGGUCGGCUCAGCCAGCCCAGACUGCUUCAGAAGGCGGGUUUGUCCCUGACUGGUCAGCAGACUUUGGUUCGGCGGCUACUGACGGGGAUGCCACAGCAGGGGAGGUCGCCGCAGGGGAGGCAUCUGAGGGGGCAGAGGGCGGGGAUCACCAAGGCAACGGAGAUGCGCUUCCUCCUCCUUCCAAGGACAGUGAGGCAGCCGAGGAUGAGGAUGCCACUGGCCCAUCAUUCUUUGCUGAUUUUGAUAAAAUGAAUGAAGUAAAAGCUGGAGCGGUUGAUGCUUCGGAGAUGCCAAAUUCAGAGCCUGAUGCUGGUGAAGAAGUGCCCCCGGCAUCCCUGGUUGAUGAAGAAGCAGGAAGUUGUGCCGCUCCGCUGGACGAAAAGCCCUUUGAAUCUGUUUCUGUUCCAGAAGAAAAGAAGGAAAGUCCUGUGGACGAAACUUCGGAAACCAUGCCCAUCCCAUCUGUGGUGAUCGAGCCAGCCUCGAGCAACGAAGGUGAUGACGAUCGCGACGCGGACAUAAUCUCACCGUCUGCUAUUAGCGACAAUGGCGCAGUGUCCGACAAGCAACCAGUCAAAAACCCGAGUUCGUGUCCAGGGGGACUCCCUGACGACUUCAUGUACAAGGUGGAGACGAUGCACGACUUCGAGGCAGCCAACAGCGAUGAGCUGGACCUGAAGCAAGGCGACGUGGUUCUGGUGGUUCCCACCGCCUCGGCGGAGGAUCAGGAAGCCGGCUGGCUGACGGGAUUUAAGCAAAGCGAUUGGAUGACGCUAGGAAGCAGAGCUCAAAAGGGACUUUUCCCGGAAAACUUUACUCAACGUUUGGAGUGAGAAGACCCUGCCUGCCUGCAUGUAUGGGAGGACAGGGUUGGUUGUCACAUUAUCACGAUUUAUCGGCUGGGAUUUGACACCAGUUUCAUUUUUAACUAUUUUUAUGGUGAUGAAAACGUGCAACUGAGUAUGUUCCCAUAAUCACAACAGUGCUUUCUGUUCAACGACUCGUUUUCUUAUGAUACUUCCCGAGUGAUUGAUUGACAUACAUAUCAUCGGACCAAUCAGGUGGCCUAAUUCAUGAGGCAAAAUAUUUGAAUUAGGGGUGGGAACCUUUGGCUACCUUACGAUACAAGGCUCACGAUAACGAUCACACGAUACAACAAUUAUCGAUAUGUGGGUCAGGAAUUCAUUCUACAAUAUACAACAUACUAGAUUUUGGGUCAUUUCCUGUUGAUUUAGGGCCAUUUGCAAAUCACUUCCUCUUGAGUUUGUGUUACUGAACGAGAAGUGACCCAGGAAUGUCCCCAAAUUAAUAGGAAGUAGGGCUGGGCGAUAUGGCCUAAAGUACGUAUCACGGUAAAUUGAGCAGAUUUACAUCGAUAACGAUAAAUGAUGAUGAUAAAUGUUUCUCGUUGAUUUAUUUACCAGAUUUCAAUUUUACAUAUUUAAACAAUUAUACAUGCAGUAUAAACAUUAAGUAUAUAAAAAUUUCUCUUAAACCAUAAGAAUUCAAGUAUGAACAUUUCUAACAGCUUUUAUGACUUGAACAAACAUGUCAUUGUAACACAAAUGACAGUUUGAACAAAACACUUCAGACAACUUAUUGUUAAUGGCUGCUGGGACAUAAUUACUCAACACAAGUGUUUUACUUCAAGGUUUCAGGUUUUUUUUCCCCCCAGAGCAUUUUCUAAAUACAUGCACGCACACACACAUUAAAGCUAUAUUGCUCUUUUGCCAAUGAAACAUUUAAGAUUUUAUCAGGGCAAUAAUGACAAAGAAUGAAGCAAGCACAUACAGAAAAAUAGCUGUGGCCAUUAAACGGUCAUAUUAUAGGCUUCACUGUUGCAUUAUAAUUCAUGCUGAAUGCUUUACCCACAUGAAAGAUAUGAAAGACAUCACACACACACAGAUACAAAAUAACACGACAUACUAAUUGCCAGAUGAAGUUGGCCCAAUCCACUCAUUUAGUUCAGCCGUUUUGAGUUUUAGUUAGCCUGUGGCCUAGCUUCCAGUAGAAAGCACCCUCUCCUGAAAUCGUGAGAACCAGGGAGGAAAGCAGAUGAAAGCCCGUUUGGAGGCUGCCAAGAGUCUACUUAAUGUCUGGUGAAAGUUUGGCAAAGCUCCCUUAAGCCAGACUCCAUCACGUUUGCUUGUAGCGUUAGCCGCUAGCGUUAGCCUACCAGGCUUCUGUUAAUGUUUGAGUUCCUGAUAACCACAUGACUUGACACAUAAGAACACUGACUGCUUUCUUAAAGGGGAAUGAACAUAGCCGAACAACACAGAGUCAAAGCGGAAUGAAAAGACUAUUUUCUUGUUUUACUAAAUUACCGAAUUUACCGACAUGGUCAAAAUUAUGUCUGUCAUCGUGAAGAAUUUCGGUAACGGUAAAUUUUCGGUAUACCACCCGGCGCUAAUAGGAAGUGACUCAAAAUCUAUAAAAGUGACCUACCUGAGUUUAAUUUUGCCAGAGGUGGCUGUAGCGGGUAAAUAAUGCGUCACUGGCGCAGACUACAACGUCACAACAGUUUGUAUCAGAGCAGUACCCACGUGCGACUACCUGGUGAAGGAUUUUUUCAAAAACUACUGGAGAGGCCUGUAGACCCUACUCACCGACAUCACAGAAUGACGUGUCGCUGUAUCUGGCCGCCAUAUUGUCCGUCUCUGUUUAGCCCUAUUCUCAAUGGUUUCAAUCAGUCGUUCAGUUUAUAGAGCGAAGCCCCAGUGCUUUCAGACGCUGUAAACUCAUUGGAUGCGUUGCAUAAAAGGCGUUAUGUGGAAAAGCUUCAGUCUAUCCAUUCGCCAGAUCCAUAUUUGAUGCCUAAAUCGAUAUUUUUUGACGCGCUGUCUUCGCCCUCUCUGCCUGACAUCUGCUACCCUGAUAUCUCCAACUAUCUUUUCCACAGAAACUCGGCCUAUUUUCACGAAACUUUGAAAAACAUUAAGAGCAGCACUCUAAGCAACAUUACCCUGUGUGAUUUCUAAAAUGGCGACAAUCCCAAAAAAAAAAAAAUUGACUGCGAUGGCCGACGCUUCAAGGAUAGGUGGAUAUUGGACUAUUUCUUCAAUAAAACACGCAACAACUGUGUCUGCCUCAUUUGCAAAGAGACAGUCGCUGUUUUCAAAGAGUUUGAUGUGACGUGAUAAUAACAAGUCACGCUGACAUGUACGACAUUACAGGGAAGAUACGCAGCGAGAAAUUAUAGCAACUUGAAGCUAGUUUAAUUUCACAGCAGCAGUAUUUCGCAAGAGCCCGAGUGUCGAAAGAGAAAGCCACAAAGACAAGACUGUUGAAAUUAUGAAAAAAAUGAAAUAAUAAAACAAAUGUGACACACAGAAGGGCUUGCUAACAUUUGUUUAAAUAUAUUGUUCUAUGUAAAUCAGCCAAGGUAGCCCCCCGCAUUUUUACCACACCAAAUCUGGCCCCCUUUGCAAAAGGUUUGGACACACCUGUUUAACUGAUGAUCUGUAGACGAGGCCAGCUUCUUUCACUUGGUACCAGCUAAAUAUUAUUCAAAAUGUAAUGACGGUGGAAGAAAUAAGCAUCUUGAAUUUGAAACUGUAUGUUGUCGACGAUUAGCCUCGCAAUAAUCUUAAUUGUGGUUGUCAGCCCAAAACCCUCUAAAUAUAUAUUAAAUGCAUCUUACCAGAUAUAAAAUGACUACUACAUAAUCCGUGGUAAUCGUUUGGAGCCCAGUUUUCUCGUCGAAUUGCAGCAGUCCAUCUCGCUCUCCUCUCCGGGUCUCUCGGAAUACGGUAGAACGUCAAGUCUCUCCGUCUAUCUUCUCUGUUAUUGCAACCCACCGCCACACACGCCUUCACCAUUUUGAUUAUUAAUGUUAACGAGCAGAAAAACACGCCAUAAUAGGAGGAAUUUACGUAGCGGUAAUGCGUCAAAACGACGAGUAGACGGACAAUAUGGCGCGGAGGCGUGGUUGUGACGUCAUGUGAGUAGGGUCUAUAGUCAUAGGAACUAACGACUCAGGCUCCUACAGUCCGAAAGCAGCUAAUGUUGCUUCACCAAAACACAACAUCCAUAUUUCAGGGUAUCAUGUACAUACAACAACUCAUUUAGAGAUACUCAACAUAAAAUUUAUUCCAUAAAUAAAUGUUCUGAAACAAUAAUUACAUACAAAGGGUCUUCACUUUCUAAAUAUGCAAAGUCGGCAUGCCCACUGACUGCACACUGUUGUGGGUUACUGCUUUAUAUUUAUUUUCUCGUUUUUUUUUUGUUUUUUUAAAAUUCUAUUUAUAUGAUUUACACAAUUGAGAGCUGCUGAAAAACAAUUUGACUGUGCCCUGUACACCCUUGGUCGGACAUUUUGAGGCAGAUGAGAAAGUGUCUCAAAACUUGUGACAGUGACAAGUAAAAUGGUUUGGAUUAGAGGUUGACCGAUUUUCAAAUGCCAAUAUUUGUGGCCGAAAUAUAUAUAUUUUAUAUAAGCACGUGGAUUAUGAAAGACAUUUAUUUUGAUGACCUGAGACUUUAAGGAGUAAUUUGGUAUAGUGCUACCAAACCAACGAACGCAGCACUUCUUUUUACAAUUAUAAACACUCAGCGAGAACAGUAUUUCCAAAUGAUUAAACCCACCAGGACAGCACGACCAGAUGUAAGCAAGUGAGAGAGUGAGAGUUUAAGAGGUUGCUCACCAUGCUAAAACUAAUGCUAUGCUAACGCUACGAGUUACAUUUCACAUGUAAGGAUCACUCAAACACUUUAAAAGGCUAAAGAAAAAUUGCAUUACAAUAUUCACAAAACAGGUAAGCCUGAAGUUCCUGUAGUAGACUUUGAGCUGCUGCAGGGUCCUUCAGGGGUCCUACCGUCAGUCAGCAGUGGCCACAUUUGCCUGAACAAAAUCCUUUCUUAUCGGCUGUUUUUUUGUUAACUGGCUGACGGCCAGCCGAUAUAUCGGUCGACCUCUAGUUUUGAUCAUUUGAACUGCUGAUCCUGUGACAACAAACCCCAGCUCAUGUUUUUAGCUAACGCUAAGCUAACAGCUAGCCACUCCAGCUCGUUUUUAGCUAAAAGCCAAGCUAACAGCUAGCAAGCGCUAGACAUCCAAUCCAUUUGAAGUGGGAGGGUUCAGUCCCAGUUCAAAUGGAAUGAACGUCUACAAGUGAUAAUCAUUGCAGUGAAAGUUUAAAAUAAAAACAGAAAAUUUGCCUCAUACCACACGUGACAACCAACCCUGUUCUCUCCAACAUAGAAAAAGACGGCCAAGUGUUUAUGUGUGCAUGUUCCCAUCUAAAAGCGUAGAAAUCAUCUCCGAAGAAAAGUACUGCAUAUUGUCCCUCAAACAUACCGUUUCAGGAUUCACCAGGUUUGUUCAGUUUUGAGUCACUGUUGAUGUGUUGUACAUGAUCACAUUUAUUUGUGAGACCGUACUCAUGUUUGUGUUGAUCAGUGCAGUUUGGCAACAAGUUGUGACAUUGCAAAUGGUUCUUUCCCAAAACAUGUAUUGUUCUUCAAAACAAUGUUCGUGUUAUUUAAAUGUGCAUAUGUAAUUUGAGGAAAUGAAAUGGGAUAUACAAAAAAAAAGAGUAAAUAUUCAUCGGACUUCAAGGGAAAUGGGAAAACAAAAUGCAAGACACGAAGGGGAUAGUAUGUGUGUAUUAGGUAGAGCAUAUCACUGUAUUGUGUUGUCACAAUUAAAAAUAUUUCUGGAAGGUUUGAUUUCAUUUGACAAAGGUA
Molecule: messenger RNA, 6867 nt
Organism: Corythoichthys intestinalis (scribbled pipefish)
Lineage: Eukaryota; Metazoa; Chordata; Actinopteri; Syngnathiformes; Syngnathidae
Gene: amph
Product: amphiphysin
Exons: 21
Coding region: 66-2015 (649 amino acids)
Biological process (GO): synaptic vesicle endocytosis
Cellular component (GO): plasma membrane; synaptic vesicle; cytoplasm
Molecular function (GO): protein binding; phospholipid binding
Source: RefSeq, a predicted model, not a curated record